This is a messenger RNA of Syzygium oleosum, 1833 nucleotides long. RefSeq names its product nuclear matrix constituent protein 1-like. NCBI's taxonomy places the organism in Eukaryota, Viridiplantae, Streptophyta, Magnoliopsida, Myrtales, Myrtaceae. The transcript has 5 exons. The coding region runs from base 1 to 1833 and encodes 610 amino acids. The record is from RefSeq and is a predicted model, not a curated record. Gene Ontology annotation, biological process: nucleus organization. Gene Ontology annotation, cellular component: nucleus.
AUGAAACUUGUUUCUUUGAAGUCCCAACCAAAGUACUCUUCCCUCGCCGUCGCCCACAGAGUUGAGCUCAGUGGAAGCGGAAGCGCCGAUAGACAUCGAGCCGCCGCCGCCGCCGCCGUCUCCGUCAUCAUCGUCGGUGACCUACAAAUUGGUCCCGUGGUUGAGCUGGGACGAGUAGGACUCCGUCCGAGCCUCUCUCUACUCUCCUGCUCCGGAAUCCGUCACCUCCGCUCUCCGAAGGGCAAGCAACUUGAACGCUGUUCUCUUCAAACCGUAUCGUCGUCGUUGCUUUUCUCAUUCUCAGUAUCUGUAAAACUAGUUCAAAGUAGGUUCUCGUGUGUCCGUGGGUGGUCGCCUAAAUUAAAGGUGGAGGAUUUGUUUGAUUAUGCUUUUGGUGGGUUGCUUGUUGCUAGAGACGAGUGGGAAUAUAUAGCGUUCGUAGGAAAGUGCUUCGGCUUGCAGAUAAACAGCGUGGAGAAGCAGAGGAUGUCUUCCUGUGGCAGUCGAAGUCACAGCUUCCAUCAUCGAAAUUCAGCUGAAGGAUCCUUUCUCCAGGCUGCUAGUCCUAAGUUUCUAAUGUUCGAAUAUGAAAACCAUCAGACAUUAACAUCAGAUGUGUCCCCAUGUGCAGCUAGCUUUUGGCUUUUGGCUUCUUGCCAAGAAGGGGAAAGAAAAUUGCCUGACGGAGAGGGAAGGCUGGGAGAUAGAUUUAGGGUUCUGAACCAAAGAGAGGAGAUGGCAAAUGAGAAGGACAAGAUGUAUAAGCAAAAAGAGAAGGAUCUUCAGGAAGCACAAAAGACGAUAGAUGAAGCUAAUCUAACAUUGUCAAGAAAGGAAGAGGAUAUGAGCAGCAGGCUGGCGAAUUUAAAGUUGAAAGAGAAGGCAAGCCUUUCUGAUGCUGAUCACUUAAGAUGUCGACAACGGGAUGAUUCUAAUCUAACGCAUUCUUUUUGGCUGCAGGAAUUUGAAACAACGAGAAAGAACUUAGAAAUUAAAGAGAAGCAGUUGGUUGCUACAGAAGAAAAGCUUGAUGCCAGAGCAAUGGAUGAAAUUCAAAAGAUCUUUGAGGAUCAUGCUCGUGUUUUAAAUGUGAUUGAAAAAAAUUAUAAGUUGGAACUUGAGCAAAAGAUGAAAAAAUUUGAUGAGGACUUAGAAAUAAGAGGAUUUGGCAUACAGAUUAAGGAAGCUGAAAUUAAGCUCAAAGAGGAUAUACUUGUGAAAAGAGAAAAAGCAGUGGAGAACAAAACUGAAAAGCUCAAGGAGAAAGAGGAUGAAUUUCUGAAAGAUCUUGAGGAAAUGAAGAAAUUUCUGGAGUCUGAGGAUCAGAAGCUGGAGACUCAGAAGAAAUCGGUCGCUGUUGAGAAAGAGGAGUUGCUCAGCUUUAGGGCUGCUCUUGAGAAGAUAAGAGCGGAAAAUGAAGAACAGCUGGUGAAGAUCCGCAUGGAGAAGGAUCAACUGAAAGUGAGUGAAGAAGAAAGGUCAGAAUUUGUGCGUUUGCAAUCUGAAUUGAAGGAAGAAAGAGAGAAGUGCAGACUUCAAACUGAGGACUUGAAGCAGCUAAAGGAAGCUUUUGAGAAGGAGUGGGAUGAGCUUGAUGAGAAAAGGACUCAGAUUGAGAAAGAAAGGAUUGGAAGGGGAGCCGCGCGAGAGAUUGAGAUCAGAGACCGAGAGAGCGUGAGAGUGAGAGCGGAGAGCUGGGAGUCCCUCUCCGCCUGUAGGAGGUCCCGAGAUGCCGCCGAUGAGCCCCCAGCCGCCGCCGAUGAGCCCCCAGCCGUCGCAUUGCUCCCGACCAGCCGCGAACCAGGUGGGCUUUCUUCUAUAUUCUGCUUUUAG